AUGUUACGCUUUUGGGUUUCUAUUGGAUUUUCUUUAUUAAUUCAUACAGAGUUUUGUUCUGCUUUCUGUCCAAAGAAUGGAAUAAGUGGAUCAACGGCUGGGAGCUGCUUUUUCGGACUCGAACUCAAUAAAACAUUUGAUGAUGCUAACAAUUUUUGCGCAACAUAUUUUAAUGGAAAGCUUGCCUCAAUUACGACUCCUCUCGAUGAUUCAAAAGUGCUCGAAUUGGCAAGAAGUUUCUUCAAGAGCGCCGAGAAUGUAUGGCUUGGAGGCACAUAUGAUGGCUCGAAAAUUGAAUGGCUCGAUGGAUCGCCAGAUGUCUAUCAAAACUUUGUUUCAGAGACAGCACCCGGGAAAGUUGUGUUGAAUUUGAAAGGCGGUCAGUGGUCGACACCCACAUGGAAUUCGAUGAUUCCGUUCAUCUGUCUGGUGAAAGACAACGAUAUCUCAACCCCAUCUCCAUCACCGACUGUCCCUUCGCCCAACACUUGUCCGAACAGCUCCCCCUGUCCCUCGGGAUGGACCUAUAUUGAGACUUUCAAAAGUUGUUAUAAGCUUAUCUACACUGUGAAUGGGGCUUCCGGGGAUGAGAACUGUCGAGUGGCGAACGCUAAUUUAGCUUCGAUUCAUUCUCCCGAGGAAAAUAAGAUUGUCUAUGAAUUGACAAAAACCGGAGUGAACGACCUGCAAGCGUGGAUUUUGUUCGGUGGACAACGGACUGGACUUGGUGUCGAUGAUUGGAAAUGGUCGGAUGGAUCACCGUGGAAUUACACGAAUUGGGCUCCCGGGGAACCGAACAACUACUCCGGGAACAGUUACUGUGUUCGUUUUUACGCCGAUGUAACCAAUCCAGCUAUGACGGCCAAAUGGGACGAUUGGCCCUGUGAUAUGGCCUAUCGAGCAGCGCUUUGUCAACAGCCGGCUAAAUUC
Mesorhabditis belari is the source of this 930-nucleotide messenger RNA. Lineage: Eukaryota; Metazoa; Nematoda; Chromadorea; Rhabditida; Rhabditidae. The record is from the annotation of a GenBank genome assembly.